AAGAGGUCGGCCACGCCAGUCGCAAGCCCAUCUUCGAGAGAAUGCCGUGCAACGAGGAGCGGGCCGCCGAGGCCGUGAGAAUCGUUGGUCUCAGGAGGCAACCCGACGAGCCUUUGGGCCUAACGAUUCAAGUGGAUGAAAAUGGCAACCUAAUAAUCGCUCGUAUUUUGGGUGGUAGCACCGCGGCACGUCAGGGUCUCCUGAGGCCUGGUGAGGUGAUACUCGAGGUCAACGGCAAACUAGUGCAUAAUCCUGACGAGCUACAGCAAUCUAUACAAGAAGCUAAGGAGAAUCUCUCGUUAAAACUCGCACCCGGAAUAGCAGCUGAUGGUAAUCGGCCCAUCAAGUCAACGUGCUACAUGCGCGCGUUAUUCGAUUACGAGCCAUCGGAGGACACACUGCUGCCCUGUCGUGAGAUCGGGCUACCCUUUCAAAAGGGCGACAUCCUGCAAAUCGUUGAUCAGGCGGAUCCCAACUGGUGGCAGGCACGACGCAUCGAAAGCGACAACCUGGGACCACCUGGACUCGUACCCUCUCUCGAGCUCGAGGAGCGCCGGAAAGCCUUUGUCCCACCGGAGGCAGACUUCGUUCACAAGAUCAGCAUCUGCGGCACACGCAUCUCCAGAAAGAAGAAGCGCAAGAUGUAUCAAUCUAAAUCUAAUGGGGAGUUUGACAGCGCGGAGUUGUUACUCUACGAGGAAGUUGCGAGGAUGCCGCCAUUCAGACGUAAGACGUUGGCACUCGUGGGUCCAAGAGGUGUGGGUCGUAGAACUUUAAAAAAUCGACUCAUCAACAGUGAUCCUGAUAAGUUUGGCACCAUUGUACCUUUUACGUCACGACCACCGCGAGUGUUGGAAGAAAACGGCAAGAGCUAUUGGUUCACAGAUCGCGAGUCCAUGGAAAUGGAUGUGCGUGAACAUCGUUACUUGGAGCACGGAGAACACGGAGGUCAUCUAUACGGCACGAAACUUGACUCCGUACGCGAACUCAUACGAGCCGGCAAAAUGUGCGUCCUUGACUGUAGUCCAGCCGCAUUAAAGAUCCUUCACAACAGCACAGAAUUUAUGCCAUACGUUAUAUUCGUAGCGGCACCAGGAAUGGAACAGCUCAAGUCGUUAUACGAUUUUGGAAGGUCUACGGGAGCGAGCAGUCGAAAUUUAACGUUUGAUCGUCAGAGUUCCAUCAGAUAUAGCUCAAGACGCGCCAGAACAUUGGAAUCCUUAGCAUCUCUAUAUGAGGAGGAUGAUCUGAAAUCAACGGUGGAGGAAUCUGCAGCUUUGCAGCGAGCCUACGAAAAAUAUAUCGAUCUCGUAAUUGUUAAUGAGGACUUCGAUGAAACUUUCCGGCAAGUUGUAGCAGCUCUCGAUGCCCUCGCAAGUGAGGAUCAAUGGGUCCCAGUUAACUGGAUUUAUUAGAAGAGUUCAUCAACAAAUAUCACUUUUAAAUUUUUUACUAAAUCAAUUGCUAAGCAGAAGCAGGUAUUCCGCGUUCAUAAUAAGCUCCUAACAACUUUUUAUCUAUCAAUGCAGUUACAAAUCAUUCAUUUUUAAUUCCAUUUAUAUAGGAAUUAUUGCAAUCAACAGUAUCGCACGAUCGAAUAUCGAUAACAAUUAUUCUUUAUAUAUUAUUACAAUGGAGGAAUAAGCAAACAACUUUUGUUGAUUUGAUUCGUUAACGAUUAUCUCAUUAAAAUGUGUUUAUCCAUUAUAAUUGAUCGUGUACUUUAAGCAAUAACAAAGCUAUCGAGUACAACACUUAGAAUUCUAUUAUAAGUAUUUUAUCUUAUAUUUAUAUCCGUGAUUGAUCAAUGAUCAUCUAUCUCUAAGGAAAUUAUUUUUCUUUAUUUAAUCAAAGCGCCGUCCAUUUAUUAAUUAUAAGUUCGUUAAUGAUUUGUGUAAAUCGAAUAAAUGUCAAUUUCUAACUACAUUAUAUAAUAUGUAUUUCGAUUAUUUUAUGAUUGUAUAAGACAGAUAUGACAUUAAAGUAUAGAUAUUGCAUAAAGUGUUAGUACGUUCAUGGCCCAUUGCCAG
Ceratosolen solmsi marchali is the source of this 2030-nucleotide messenger RNA. Its product is annotated as MAGUK p55 subfamily member vari. The transcript is spliced from 7 exons. Gene Ontology annotation, molecular function: protein binding. The coding region runs from base 42 to 1415 and encodes 457 amino acids. NCBI's taxonomy places the organism in Eukaryota, Metazoa, Arthropoda, Insecta, Hymenoptera, Agaonidae. The record is from RefSeq and is a predicted model, not a curated record.